This is a messenger RNA of Solanum dulcamara, 2106 nucleotides long. Its product is annotated as pentatricopeptide repeat-containing protein At2g36730. Gene Ontology annotation, molecular function: RNA binding; protein binding. The coding region runs from base 451 to 1842 and encodes 463 amino acids. Lineage: Eukaryota; Viridiplantae; Streptophyta; Magnoliopsida; Solanales; Solanaceae. The transcript has a single exon. Gene Ontology annotation, biological process: RNA modification. The record is from RefSeq and is a predicted model, not a curated record.
GUGCUCCGUCGGAUCAUUGUUACCAGAUUCCUCUCGUGCUCACGACGAGUCGAGAAGAAGGUUCGACAUUGACCGAUUAGUGAGAUGCAAUUCGCAUCCGUUGGAUACUGGGAUGAAAGCUGUGAAGUCUAAGUUGCUCGCGAUUUCCUAGUUUUGCAGCUAUAUCGGCAUAUAAGAUUCUUGGAGAAUGGGGGAUCCUUUCACGCGCGAGGAACUGUCUGAAAGUGAAAGGCAUCAAGCUAGUCUAUCAGAAGGCAGUUCUUGAGCAAGUGAGAUUGGCUGAAGUUCAAUAUGCAAGUUAUGGACGUCCAGCUAAACUUGUGAACAACAAAUGCGAACAUAAGUUACGGAAAUUUAACAAGAUAUAUAGAAUGAAGUUAGUACCAGGUCGUCGACGCCCGGAAAACUCUUGUACAAUUGAUGAAGACGUGCAAAUUUUCUUAAACUGACAUGAGCUUUACCUCCAAAACCCAACAACUCCUGGCUCUUCUGAACUCUUGUUCUUCUCUGAAACAUGUUUUCCAAAUUCAUACUCAAAUCAUAAUCUCCGGACUAUCUCAACAAAACUGUAUCCUCCUCAAUAUUGUCAACUUCUUGGCUUCUCAUACCCCCAUAAACUCGUCUUCUUACGCCGGUCUUGUAAUCAAACAAUCACACAAUUCGUCUAAUUCGUGGUGGAAUAUCCUCAUUAGGAAUUAUGCUACAGGCGACAAGUGUUCACAUGCUGAAGCCAUUCGGUUUUUUGUUGAAAUGCGGCGUUCUGGAGUUGCUUCUGAUGAAUUCACAUACCCUUUUCUCUUCAAGGCAUGUUCGUCUUUUUUGGGUUUGAAGGAAGGGAAACAGAUUCAUUGUGAUGUCAUCAAGAUUGGUAUUUGUAACAAUGUGUAUGUCCAGAACACUUUGAUUCAUUUUUAUGGGUCUUGCAAGAAGAUUGUGGAUGCAUACAAGAUGUUUGAUGUAAUGUCGCUUAGAACUGUUGUUUCUUGGAAUUCGAUGAUUUCAGCUUGUGUUGAAAGCUGUUGGUAUUAUGAUGCGAUUGAGAUUUUUCGUGUGAUGAGAAAAUGUGUGAUUCGACCGGAUGAGACAACCAUGGUGGUUUUGCUUUCUGCUUGUGCUGAGUUGGGUGACUUGAGUUUAGGGAAAUGGAUCCAUUGUCAAGUGAUUGAGCAAGGGAUGUUUGUGAAUUGUCAAUUGGGAACUUCCCUCGUUGACAUGUAUGCUAAAUGCGGGGCAGUUGAUUAUGCUCGUUUGAUCUUCGAUAGGAUCGGUGAAAGAAAUGUAUGGACAUGGAGUGCGAUGAUUCUUGGAUUAGCUCAGCAUGGAUUUGCUGCACAAGCCUUGGAACUCUUUUGGAAAAUGAAGGAUUGUUCCGUGAAGCCUAAUUACGUGUCCUUUCUUGGUGUGAUUUGUGCUUGUAGCCAUGUUGGAAUGGUGGAAGAAGGCCAUCGUUUGUUUCAUGAGAUGGAAAAUCUCCAUAGCAUCAAGCCUAUGAUGGCACAUUAUGGUGCUAUGGUAGAUAUCUUGAGUCGUGCUGGUCGUCUAGAAGAAGCAUACAAAUUCAUAGUUGGCAUGCCCAUUGAGGCUGAUGCAGUCAUAUGGAGGACAUUGCUUAGUGCAUGCCACAUUCAUGAUAUUAGCGACUAUACUGGAGUGGGAGAGAAGGUCAGAAGGAGGUUGCUUGGAUUGGAGCCUAAAAGGAGUGGGAAUUUGGUCAUGGUAGCAAAUAAGUAUGCUGAAAUUGGAUUAUGGGAGAAAGCAGCAAAAUUGAGAAGAGGUAUGAAAGAGAGACGACUUAAGAAGAUUGCUGGAGAAAGCUGUAUAUCAGUUUUUCAGAAUCCAUAGAGAUUCUUAUCAAGUUGCUAAGUAGUAGCAAGUUUUCUUGUUCCUAAACACUGUUCACAGCACACUUACCAACGUGCAGAUGUUGCUAAGUGUCUGUCAUCAUAAUGAGAUUCCAUAGGAAAAUUUCGUGUUUUCCUCUAGUUCAAUUGUGAGAUACUUAAGCAACCAUAUGACACACACUAUGUGUUCUAUGCUAUCAAACUGAAAUUGAAUAAAGGCGGAAUGACCUCGAAGACUUCUGUACUUGGCUUUGUUUGUCACCCA